This is a messenger RNA of Periconia digitata, 1935 nucleotides long. The record is from the annotation of a GenBank genome assembly. Lineage: Eukaryota; Fungi; Ascomycota; Dothideomycetes; Pleosporales; Periconiaceae.
CUGCCACCUGACAGCGCUGAGGAUCGAAGAGCCCCCCUAAGCUGGCACUUGAUUCAUUGCAGCACGCUUACGGUUAAGCCUCUUAUCGAUAGCCCUUACCGAGCCCGUGCAUUUGGCCUCUUAUCGAUAACAACUUUUUUUCUUUACCGAAGCUCAAAGCUAUACACCGCAGUGACCGCCAACAUACCCCUAUUGCACUACUACUCAGGCCCUAUACUGCCCAAAAUGUCGCGUGGCGGACGCUCGUCGUUGCAAAACAGUCUUGAUAGAGAUGUAUAUCAAGUGGUUCGAAAACAUAUCGAGACAUACGAUCAACCCUUGUCCAAGCUGAAAUCGCAUGUCAUAUAUGACCAUAUAAAAUCCUCCAAUUCUUCGUUGAAACGUCGACCAAAGAAGCAGCUCGAGGACUCCAUUGAGCGUGUUUUGCUCGUACUGCAAGAAGAUGAGGCCAGUGAGGAUGAGAUGGCCGAGCUGGAGGGCGCGUUUGCAGACACAGGCAAUGGAGAUGACGAUCUCCAGACCCCCGCGAAGCCCAGUGUAGAUUUUAUGAAUCAACAGAUUGUCAGCGCAUGGAGCAAAGAGGGACCUGGCGGAAAUGGCGUAGAGAAGAGCAAGAAAAGAGAGGGUACCAAAGGUGGUGAGAGGGAGAGCAAAAGGCUGAAGAAAUCCGCCCCGGAGAAGAUCGAUACGAACCCCCCUUCAGGCUUUACUCUCCGCGACCUUGGUGGCGUUGAUAAUGUCAAACGCCAGCUCAAGGAUCACCUUGUGCUACCACUGCUCUACCCUGAAGAAUAUACAGAGCGCAAGAUCCCUAUACCACGUGGUAUAUUGCUGCACGGGCCUCCUGGCUGUGGCAAAACAGUCAUCAGUCGAGCAUUUGCUGCAUCCCUUGGGGUACCAUUUGUGGAGAUUUUGGGUCCCUCGGUCGUGUCUGGGAUGUCGGGAGAGUCCGAAAAGCAGAUCCGAGAGCAUUUUGACCGAGCCAAAGAGGUUGCGCCCUGUCUGAUCUUCAUCGAUGAAAUCGAUGUCAUUGCCCCCAAGCGAGACAGCGCGCAGAGUCAGAUGGAAAAACGUAUUGUGGCCCAGCUUUUAAUUUCCAUGGACAGUCUUGCCAUGGAGAAAAACAAUGGAAAACCUGUCAUCGUGUUGGCUGCUACCAACCGACCGGACAGUCUAGAUCCUGCACUACGACGCGGUGGACGCUUCGAUACCGAAAUCAACAUGGGGGUUCCAAAUGAAUCAAUGAGAGAAAUGAUUUUGAAGGCUCUCACCCGCGAACCCCGCCUUUCAGACGAUGUCGAUUUCUCAGCUCUCGCCAAAAAGACUGCAGGUUUCGUAGGUGCGGAUUUAAAGGACCUUGUCAGCAAAGCAGGAACAUGGUCGAUGGAUCAGUUCCGUGAAGCUCUGGAGAAGCAAGCGAUGGAGGAAGAGACCGAGAUGGAUGUCGAUGGGUCUGAAUUAGCCAAAGGAUCCCGCAUGGAUGAUUCUAUAGAACGUCUCAUCCGCCGUGUAAAAGAAAGGAAAGACCAAAUUCGCCCUGCAGGCUUUGAGGAUACAGCUAUAACGAUGGAAGCUUUUGAUGCCGUACUACCCACUAUUGUACCUUCAUCGAAGCGAGAAGGCUUUGCCACCGUGCCCGACACCACAUGGCGAGACGUUGGCGCGCUUGAGAACGUUCGUGCCGAAUUACAGAUGGCAAUUGUCGAGCCAAUCAAGAACCCCCAACGUUUCAAGGCCGUGGGCAUUACUGCCGCCACGGGAGUUUUGCUGUGGGGGCCUCCUGGCUGCGGCAAGACGUUACUUGCAAAGGCUGUAGCUGCGGAGUCUAAAGCCAAUUUCAUCAGCGUCAAGGGCCCAGAACUGUUAAACAAGGUACGUUGCCAUAACAUAUUUUUCUGCAAUCUACUAAUGACUCUAAUAGUAUGUGGGUGAAUC